UAACCACCCUACUCUCGCUUUCCGACCCAACAUUGUCGCUUCACUAUCUCGUUUCUUUCUCUUUUUUCAUUCAGCGGAUGCAUUUUACAGAAUACUCAUGAUGAGUGCCGCAUUUUCCCGCCUCCAAUUGGCUGCUGCGUUGCUCGAAUACGAUAAUGAUCCAACAAAUCCUGAUGCCCCAUACCGCUCUGCUCACGAGAGUGCUCUGUUUGCCCAUCUCCGCCGCAAUGUUCGACCAAGUGCCGUCGCUGCUCAACGGAGAAGUACCAAUCAUAUUGGUGUUUCACUUCCCAGCGAAGGAGCGAGCGGUGGCGGCCGCGAGUCUGUACUGGAUGGCAGACGCUCUAGAGGUUCUACAUUUGCGCUAAGAAACCCCUUUGGUGCCGAUGAUUACUAUGAGGAGGAAGAGCACGAAGAAGAGCACGAGAACGGACAGGAGCAAGCACAGGAGAACUUGGAGAUGGAUUUGACUUCAUGGGGGUUGGAAGCCUUUAUUUCCAAGGAGAAGACGUUAAAGGACAAAGGCAAAGGGAAGGAAACAAACCUCUACCCUCUGUCGUCCGUCAGCUCUCACAUUCCUCAUCAAACAAGUCCCACUGCAGGAUUUGUACCUCGCCCGCGACCAACAAGGUCUUUGAGUGUCGGUGACUUCGACCACUUCAUACCUUCAGAAGACACUCGUAGAAAAUCCAUCGCGUCACCACUUGAUCUCGCUGACUUGGAUGCUAGUCCAUCUGUUCCGUUCCAACGCCAUCGAGCAGCGUCCUUUGCACUUGAUAAUGAGAUUCCUUCGACUUCUCAAAAUAUACCAUUCCCCUCCAAAUCUAUUCGCUCGCCUUCUCCCCCACCGGAAGAAGAUCUUCGCGCUUAUUCAACGCCGAGCUUGAAAGAAGACGGCGGACUUCGGGAGCGUACUGCCUCUAAUGGUAGUAUGACCUCGCGCUUUCUCGAAGACGACAAUCCGUUUGCCUUGCAACCCCCUUCUCGUUCAUCCAAGUUUGACCCCAAGGCAGCUGCUCAUGCCCGUACUACGUCAAACGCGUCCAUGGGGUCACGAAUGCUACUUGAAAAUGAUGGUGCAUCUGUUAUGACCAAGCAGACCGGACAGAACCGCUACUCGACCACUAUCGAUCUCCUCCGGCCCAGAGUGCUCGUCAUGCCCAGUCCUCUGCAGCCCUUGUCCAGUGAUCCUCAGCUGGAACCCGAUCCCAUUCGUGACGGUUUCCAUCUGUCCACUGAUGGACCGCCUCUACCUCCUGGUGCUCGUUCUGCUCGAGACAGAAAGGCUUCUUCUGUCUUCCUCGAUGCAGUCCCUAUCGCAUCAAAUUCAUUCACUCCUAAUCCCCGAAUGAACCUGUCCGCGUCUCAGAUGAUAUUUCGCAAUACCCUCAAAGUGGACGGUGAGCGCGAUCCCACAUACGUGGAUUUCGAUAGAGAGCUGCCACGGGCUACAGAGGAAGGUCAACAAGUAUUCUUGGAUCCUCCCUCAGAUGAUGUUACACCCGGAAUUCCAGCAGAAGAUGCUUAUCCCCCGGGUCGACCGGCUGGAAAAUUAUAUGGGAAGAGUCUCAUCGACGAUCUUGAAAAUAGAAAGGCGGUCAUGAGGAGCAAACAACGGGUCUUCAAAGGUGACGACCGACCUUCAAUGAUGGCACGGGGACCAGUGAAGCGUUCCAGUACACUUAUCGAUCCCGCCGCCUUAUCGGGGGACAGGCCUGCUACACAGCGCAUGAGUUCCUACUUAAGCGACCGCUCUCGUCCUGAAUCUAUGGGACCCAAACCUCUUCUUAAUUUCGAAGGCGAGAAAACACCACAAGGUCUACCACCAGUCAAAUUGAAUCCAAAUGCGAAAAUGCCCAAUGCUCGUACUGUCUUUGGUGUUGAUACGUUGUGGGAAAAGGAAAUGGCGAAGCUAAAGCAAAUUGAAGCUCAGGAGAAGCUGGAAGCUGAGGAACGGGAAAGAAGAGAGGCGAUGGCCACGAACAAGAAGAAAAAGAAGGGCAAAGAUAAGGAUGUUCCCACACCUUAUGAACAAAGCGAGGUAUCAGACACGAAAAGCCCUCUGCCGUCUCCAUCUCCUGUAAUAUCAACUUCACCUCCUGUUCUUCCUGUCCUCUCACCUGCGAUCCAUGGCCCUCCUCCCGUGAUUGACGAUGACUCUGAAAGUGAGGCCAGCGAUCACGUUGUGCAACGGCUGGCGGCCAAGAAGGACGUUCAAGGGUGGUAUGAGGACUCGUCUGAUGAAGAGGGUCCUCUACGAACCACUGGAGUUGGACCGAGAUAUCGUCGCUCACAGGCCUCCUCCGGCAAACCUGCUCCUCAAUUCACCAAACCUACUCCAGAUUCAGACAGCGAAGAUGAUCUUCCUUUGUCGGCGACUAUUAACCGAGCAGCUGCGCGUCUAACCCAUCUGAAGCCCGACUCUGGUUCCGAAGAAGAAAACGAGCCGCUCUCAGUUCUAUUACGAAAGUCGCAGUCCGUCAAUAGUCUUCUACCCAAGAUCGACUUUGACCGAGCUCAGCCUGCCGGAGAUGAAGAUGAGGAUGACAGGCCGCUUGGUCUUCGUGCAUCCCACGUUGCUCCUUCGUCCGUCGCCCACAGUUCAAUGCCUGAGGGCGGUGAUGACGACGAUCGUCCCCUGGCUUUUCACCCUGAGCAGCAGCGGCGAACACAGUACCAAAUGAUGGCCCAGCAACAGAUGUUGAUACAAGCGCAGCACAUGCAGAACGGCAUGUUCUUCAACCCCUCUAUGAUGGGAUCUCAGUUCUUCGGUCCUCCGGUGGCUGCUAUGAAUCCUAUGAUGAUGCAGCCUCCCAUGCAAAUUCCAUCACCGCCACCCAUGCAAGAUCCAACGAAAUUUGGUAGGGUUGACAGAUGGAGACGGGACGUAGCUGUUGAAGGUGAAUGAUCAUUUUUAUUAGUUGUACUCUUCACGGACUUCCCAAUCUUUCGCGCACACAUUUCUUUGGAUCUUGUACAUGUAUUCGUACGCUACGUUAUGGUACGCAGUCUGUUUUCGGGUCGUUCACAUUCCAAAGGUACAUACACUUGAAUACAGUAGUAAUUAUCCCCAAUCUACAAAACAGAUCAUGAGUGGUAUCUCUUUAUGAUGAUGGUAAUUAUAAUUCAGGAAAUGGU
Messenger RNA from Guyanagaster necrorhizus, 3138 nucleotides. RefSeq lists its product as uncharacterized. The transcript is spliced from 3 exons. Bases 98 to 2908 code for a protein of 936 amino acids. The record is from RefSeq and is a predicted model, not a curated record. Lineage: Eukaryota; Fungi; Basidiomycota; Agaricomycetes; Agaricales; Physalacriaceae.